UGGGAAGACUAGUUAGUCCUCCCGGUUGUGGGCGUUGCCUGCUGCCCAGCCCUCCGCCCUCACCGGCAGCUUCAGCCCCACCAGGGGCGUCCCCAGGUGAGUCAAGCCCCGCCCACUGUCUGCCGGCCCCAGCCGGAAGCUUCCUCCACGGAGUGUGCACAGUUCCUACAGGAUCUGUGCCCCAGGGCUGCCUAUCACCUGGGAUCUGCUUGGAGCCAGGGCUCUUCUGGCCAAGCCAAGGCUCACGGUGUCUUCCAGCUACUCCAUGAGUGACACAAACCAAACCAUUGUGGGACCCUCGGAGCUCCCCUCGCUAUCAGCCAUGACCCCUGGGCCAGGCUCUGGGGCCCGGGCAUGGCCUGUGCUGGUGGGGGUUGUGCUGGGAGCUGUGGUCCUCUCUCUCCUCAUUGCACUUGCUGCCAAAUGCCACCUCUGCCGCAAAUACCGCCUCAGCUACCAGCACCGCCCACUGCCCGGGACAAGGAAGGAGAUCUGUCCGGAGGCCGGUGAAGAUGAGGAUGAUGAUGGUUUCAUUGAGGACAAUUACAUUCAGCCUGGGGCCAGCGAGCUGGGGACAGAAGGUAGCAGGCACCAUUUCUCCCUCUGAGUCACAACCUUUGCCUGACAGCUUAAGAAUUGUAAAUACUGCAAUGAACUCAGGGAUGGAGGUGGCUAGGAUUUAAGGGCUGACCAGGGAUUGAGCAAUUUUCCCAUCCCUGACACUAGCCACCAAAGUGACAGUGCCCCUCUCUUGCUCAAUAACUCUCAAUGGCUCCCUGCUAUUCUCAGGAUAAAGCCUACCAAGGACCUGACUAUGGAAAUGAGGCCUCUGUCAGCCUCUUGGUUUGCAUUCUCCCUACUUAACUAGUUAUUAUUAUCUACCAGUUGGUAACAUUUUAGCAGAUGAAAACCAGUGUGCCAAGUUUCUUAUUGAAAUUUUUUCCUAUCAAUACAGUGGGUAAUCUAAAUAGUUAUAAUAUAUUCUGUUUUUCACAGGUACUAAUAAAUCUAUUUUUAUUUCAAAUAAAAAUUAAAAGUUG
Myotis lucifugus (little brown bat) is the source of this 1040-nucleotide messenger RNA. It is a transcript of the gene CUNH1orf210, whose product is annotated as chromosome unknown C1orf210 homolog. Bases 266 to 607 code for a protein of 113 amino acids. The record is from RefSeq and is a predicted model, not a curated record. NCBI's taxonomy places the organism in Eukaryota, Metazoa, Chordata, Mammalia, Chiroptera, Vespertilionidae. The transcript is spliced from 3 exons.